This is a messenger RNA of Acanthoscelides obtectus, 1600 nucleotides long. NCBI's taxonomy places the organism in Eukaryota, Metazoa, Arthropoda, Insecta, Coleoptera, Chrysomelidae. The record is from the annotation of a GenBank genome assembly.
CUUGGAUUGGGAUGUGAAACUGCGAAGUUGGGAAGAUCUUCCCAAAAAAUUGCGAAUUUUCAACAUUUUGUACAUGUAUUGAACAAGUUCACAUGUUUUAAAUGCAAGUGAUAGGUAGUGCAAACGUGUUCUUCGAAGUGAUAAUAUGAAUAUUAAGAGAAUAGUCUAUGAAAAUUGUAACAAAAAUUGUUUUUUUGAAUGAUAAGUGCUCCUCACAAUACCCAGUUAUGAUCUAGAUUACUUGAAAAUAGGUAUUUGGGACGCAAUAAGCUAAUGAGCCAGUACUUAAGUUUAAAAUGAUACCUGACGGAAUUUUAAGGUAUUUAAAGGAUCAAAUUGAUAUUGACUAUUCAUUAUGGAUAACAUGGUGCUUAUUCCCCCUUCUUAUUACAUUUUUGCUUCCACUAUUCAUAGUCUUCUUGUUGUAUAUGACAGCAUGUAUAUUGUAUUUGAAGAGGAGGCAUUGGGAGAAAAUAAAGGCAACUUUACAAGUUGGGGAUAAGUGGGAGGCAGCAAGAAAGUCUGUUGGUGCUAUUUGGGAUACCCACGGUUUUAUAUGGCAUGGUUACGAAAUUGAAGGAAUAGAAAACCUGCCUGCAAAUGGUGCAGCACUGAUCAUAUAUUACCAUGGAGCAAUUCCUAUAGAUCUAUAUUACCUCCUAGCUAAAGUUUUGCUGAUAAAAGACAGAUUGAUACACACAGUUGCUGAUCAUUUUUUAUUUAAAAUACCAGGUUUCAGUAUUAUAGCAGAAUGUAUGAAAGUGAUUCCAGGCACAGUACAAAGCUGUUCAAAUAUUUUAAAAGAGGGAAAUCUAUUGGCCAUUUCACCUGGAGGUGUAUAUGAGGCACAGUUUAGUCAUCAUUACACCUUAAUGUGGAAAAAGAGAUUGGGAUUUGCCAAAGUCGCAUUGGACGCGAAAGUUGUGAGUACCACACUUCCUAGUACUGAGUCAUAGAGGCAGACAAAAAACUGGACUUUUUUAGAUUGGAUAAAAUAAUUUAGAGAAAAUAUCUCAUAUAAUUCUAAUGGCGGAAACAUUCUAAAAGAAAUAACUACAUGAUCAAUUGUUUUAACAAAUGUAUGUAACCUCAAGUCAACUUGUAAAUAUUUUUAGCCAGUUAUUCCAAUGUUCACAGAGAACGUUAGAGAAGCAUUUAGGACAAUGAGUAUAGGACGAAGAUUGUUUUUGAAAUUGUAUGCGAGAUUCAAAUUUCCGUUUGCUCCAUUAUAUGGCGGAUUUCCUGUCAAAAUGGUAACACAUCUUGGUAAACCUAUACCUUAUGAUCCAGGAAUUACACCUGAACAGCUACAAGCUAAGGUGGCAUCAGCAAUUGAAGAUCUCAUCAGUAAACAUCAACGAAGGCCGGGAAAUAUAUUUUAUGCUCUACUAGAAAGGAUACCAAACUUUAGGAAAAAGCAUUUAUAGAGAAAAUAAUGAUACGAAAAUUAGGCUGAGGAAUUCUUUGUAUUGUAACAGUGAUAAUAUUAUGAUGUACAUUUUUCUUCAUGUCAAGAUCUUCCUUAUACGAGUUUUGUGUAACCUGAAAAAAUGUGAACAUGACGUACUUUUUUUGUUAAUAUACAAUUUUAUUUAUAUUU